Toxotes jaculatrix (banded archerfish) is the source of this 4370-nucleotide messenger RNA. It is a transcript of the gene sestd1, whose product is annotated as SEC14 and spectrin domains 1. The transcript is spliced from 19 exons. The coding region runs from base 231 to 2480 and encodes 749 amino acids. NCBI's taxonomy places the organism in Eukaryota, Metazoa, Chordata, Actinopteri, Toxotidae. The record is from RefSeq and is a predicted model, not a curated record.
UCCACCGCCUGUUUUCAGUCUCCACUGUUGUUAAGAGCAAACGGAGAAGAAACACAAAAUUUCAGUGUUUUUUUUUUUUAAUGGAAAACUUAUUUAGUAUCUGCUGCUAAAUCCGCCCGAGAAGAGGAGGAGGGGGAGGAAAGGAAGAGCUGCGAGAGACAGAAGAGAAGAGGAGGAGGACUGGGAGAAAAAAUCGGGACAGUAUAAAAUGCUGCAGAUUUGACUGAAAGAUGUCAAACGUUAACAUGGAAGCGACCACCAUCCUCCCCAUCCUCAAGAAGAAACUGGCCUUUCUGUCAGGGGGCAAAGAUCGGCGCAGUGGUCUGAUCCUGACCAUCCCCCUCUGUUCAGAUCAGACCAGCAUGGAGGAGCUCAGCGCCACACUGGACUACCUCCUCAGCAUCCCCAGUGAGAAGUGCAAGGCUCGAGGUUUCACCGUUAUCGUGGACGGACGGAAAUCUCAGUGGAACAUUGUGAAGACCGUGGUGCUCAUGUUACAGAAUGUGAUCCCAGCCGAGGUGUCGCUGGUCUGCGUGGUGAAGCCAGAUGAAUUCUGGGAUAAAAAGGUCACACACUUCUGCUUCUGGAAGGAGAAAGACCGCCUGGGAUUUGAGGUGAUCCUGGUUUCGGCCAAUAAGCUGACUCGUUACAUUGAGCCCUGUCAGCUGACGGACGACUUUGGAGGAAGUCUGGACUACGACCACAAUGACUGGCUCAACAAGAGACUGGUUUUUGAGAAGUUCACCAAGGAGUCCACGUCGCUGCUGGACGAGCUGUCGAUCAUCAAUGACAGCGACAAGAGCAGCUCGGUGGACAAGGACAAAUCAGCCGACUGCGCCCUCUUGCCGUCCUUCGACCCUGAGACUGUCCUUCAGACCGGUCAUGAGCUGCUGUCGGAGCUGCAGCAGCGUCGUUUUAACGGCUCAGAGGGAGGAGGAGGAGGACAGGGAGGUCCGGCUUGGUGCCCCAUGGAGGAGGAGCUGCUGGCCCAGCCUCAGGUGAUGAAGCUGCUGGACUCGCUCAGGGAGCAGUACACCAGAUACCAGGAGCUCUGCAGGCAGCGAAACAAACGCACCCAGCUAGACGAGAUCCACACCAAGGUCAUGCAGGUGGUCACCUGGUUGCAGGGUCCAGGUUCAGAGCUGUUGAAGACUCAUCAGGCGAUUGGAGACUCGAUUCGAGCAGCUCAGGCCCUGCAGCAGAAACACGAGGAGAUCGAGAGCCAGCACAGUGAGUGGUUUGCGGUGUACGUGGAGUUGAACCAGCAGAUUGCUGCCUUGCUCAGUGCUGGGGAGGAGGAGGAAGUGGCGGAGCUUAAGGCGCUGCAGCAGCAGCUCAGUGACGUCUGUUACCGACAGGCGGCUCAGCUGGAGAACCGACAGAACGUCCUGCAGGCGGCACAGGGCUUCCACAGCACCACGCAGGAGUUGUCCCAGCAGUUGGACAGUCUACUCGGCAUGCUCUGUGCUGACGUGGCUCCAGCUGAUGGAGCUUCGAUUCAGCAAAACCUCAAACUGCUGGAGGAGAAGCUGCAGACUGUCGAGGCGGGUCUUACUUCUUUGCGUCAGAAGGGGGCGGUGUUGCUGGAGCAGAUGUGCAGCCAGCCGCCGUGGUCUCUGGAUGAAACUGAGAGCCCAGCUGGAGAACAGCAGGACAACGUUCAGCACAUCCAGGCUGUGAUGGAGGAGAUGCAGCUCCGCAAGCAGAGGUGUGAGGAUAUGGUGGAUGUGAGAAGGCUGAAGAUGUUACAGAUGGUCCAACUGUUCAAAUGUGAAGAAGAUGCUUUACAGGCAGUAGAGUGGCUCGGGGAGCUGUUGGACGCCCUGCUGAAGACUCAUGUCAGACUGGGCGAUGACUGUCAAGAGACCAGGACCAUGUUGGACAAACACAGGAAGUUUGUGGAUGUCGCUCAGAGCACCUAUGAUUACGGCCGUCAGCUGCUGCAGGCGACCGUUGUCCUCUGUCAGUCCCUGCGCUGUACGACGCGCUCGUCCGGAGAUACUCUGCCGAGACUCAACCGAGUCUGGAAACAGUUCAGCGUUAGCGCCGAAGAGAGACAACAGAGACUGGAGCUGGCUCUGAAUUUCCACACCUCUGCCGAGAGGGUGUUACAGCAGGAAUGUGUGGAGGCGGAGUCUCUGGAUGAAGUCGACUCUUCUGGGAAAACUCUGUUGGACAGACUGACUAUGCCUGUUAUCUUCCCUGAUGGGAGCGAGCAGUACUUUGGGAGUCCCAGUGACACAGCGGCGGCGGCAGAGGGUGUCAGAGAGCGCCUCCUGCUGGUGGAGGAGCGGCGGCUGCAGCUGCAGGAGGCGAGGCUGCAUAAUAACGAGGAGGAGGAGGUGCUAAACGGGCAGGAGGUGCGGCUAGACGUGAUCGGAGAGGAGCUGAGUGAGAAAGAAGACCAAGAGGAAGAGGAGGAAGCGGAGGAGGUGGGGCAACAGGAUGAAGAGUUAGAGAGAGCUACACAAGACUGCUAAUGGAUGACGCUAAACUGAGCAGCCUUAAUGAAGCUUGUUAAUGAAGGGCUGCUGAUUCAUCUCCACGAAGACCUCCACUUUGUUGAGGUUUGUUGCUCCCUGAGCUGAAAAAGCCCUCGACUGGUUGCCUCCGUCUCACCACAGUGGUAGUUUAUUAUUAACUGCUGCUCUGUCUCUACAUCAGACCAUAUCAUCCACCAGCCUCACUGCUUACCCUUCCUUCAAGAGGAUAAACAUGUUGGAUGUGAUUUCUCCGUCGUGCUUUCACUCCUUUCAACAGAAACUGAAAGCUUUACCACUGUUUGUCCCGGAAGAGCAGCACCCUAUAACUUUUUUUCUGCCGUUAAGUGAUCCAGCAGAUUUCCUUCCGAACGGGACCUGGUGGAUCAAAAAUGUAAAAUACUGGAAUUAUUUACUGGAAUAAUUAAUACUCAUGUCUCCGGAUGCUCUGUUGAUAAUGAUCGACUGUAAAAUAACCUGUUUGGAUAAGAAUACUCCUAACAUACACCUAACACCACCUCCUUCCCAGCAUGCCACUUGUUCACCUAGGUGGGCGGAGCUUCCAUGGUGCUAACAUGGUUAGUAAAGUCUUUGUCUGUGCCUCCUUCGACUUUCUCUCAUUUCUUCCUCCUUUGACCUGCUUUUAUUUGCCUCCUCUGACAAAAGAUGAACUUGGUGGUUAGUACAGGAACUUCAAGGGUGAAGCUACAGUAUAUCAGGUGCGCAGCGACCUGAUCCUGUUCCUGCAUCAAUAGUCCUGCACAUUUCACCUGCAGACAUUGUGAGGUGACUGUCUGUUGGACCUUUUCAGCACUGGGAUGGACGUAAAACUCAUAUCACCAGUACGAACAAGCUGGAAAAAAAUCUGCUUUAUUGACAAAAACUCUAAGAUAUACGACUGUUUUUAAAGCAAACUAAAGAAGAGGGAAGUCAACUACAAGUCCCAAAGAGCAUUGUGAAAGAACAAAAAAACAACAUCCCAUCAGCUUAAAGUAGAACAUUUACUUUGUGAAAAUCCCCUUGCAAGUCAUCUGUGGAUACUCCUCCCAAACUCUGAAGUCUUCCUUUUAAAGUUGAACUGAAAUUUAAAUUCUCCUCAUUUCUGUUUACGAUACCCACCAUUUUGUUCCACUUCCUUAACAGAACAAGCCCAACUUUAUUUUUAGGGACUGUUACAAGGUAAAACUUGGACGACGCUUGCCUUUUUUCAGACUUCUGGCUGACGGCAAUCACUGCACCAUAGGCCUUUGCUGCAAAAUAUGAUGCAACUUUAGAGGAUGAAUUACUUAAUUGUGUGCACAGAUUAUAAUUACGUGUUUUCAGAAACCUCCUGGGCUCUGUAAUUUGGCAAUUACUGAUUUGACCAAAUAAAUGCACAUGUGGAGAUAAUCAGCAGGUAGUUUUCAGUGAAUUUUAAUUUCAGUUCAACUUUAGGCCCAUUCCUUAUUGAAAUGGUCUCUGGGACUUGUACUCAACACAGGUGUGAAAUUAAUGUAUCCAUGAUGUUUAAGUCUUUCAGGGACCCAGAGGCUCCGACCACUUCGCUGUUCUAAAUAAACCCUCUGCCUUCAUGAUUGGAUUCAAACCUGUGCCGCUUGCACUGGUCUAGACCACAGGGGCCUCUGACUCUGCCGGCAGUCGAGGGGACAGACAGACUGGGUGCACAGGGACUGUUUUGCAGACAUGGCGACAUCAGAAUAAGACAGAUUCCUUUUCUAUUUAUUUGACUUUUUUCAAGCAAACCUUGCUGUAAUUGGUUUCUGUUUUUGGCCAAUAGCUGCUGCUGUAAGUGUAACCGCUAAAUGCCACGUCUUGCUCUCUAUCCUCUCGGUCCAGUAACGUACAUUGACAUCAGAAAGACCUCAUCCUCUAAAUAAAGAAGCUUUUUGA